This is a messenger RNA of Emericellopsis cladophorae, 846 nucleotides long. RefSeq lists its product as uncharacterized. The record is from RefSeq and is a predicted model, not a curated record. Lineage: Eukaryota; Fungi; Ascomycota; Sordariomycetes; Hypocreales; Bionectriaceae. Bases 1 to 846 code for a protein of 281 amino acids. The transcript has a single exon.
AUGCGCAUAUCAGUGUCACUGUUGCUGACAUGGACUCUGGCAUUCGGCUUGCCUAACACAAGCGCUCUACCGCGUCCAGGUCUCGACGUCCGGGCUGCGCCAACAGGCCCUGGCAGCAAGCCGCAGUACUCUAUCAUUCCGCUGGAGCCAGACGAGGACGACGCUCACCAGCCGGGCAAGGAUAGCGGGGACAGAGAGAACGAACCAGUCAAUGGGGAUGAAGAUUCGACAGUAACGCUCACCCAGACGGUCAUACACGUGCCGAAUCCAGUCACGCAACGCAUCACACGAACAGUUCUACCAGAGGUUGAGACUGUCACACAGAAGAUUCCGGUGCCGACAACGGUCAUCUCCAUAAUCGAUUUGGAGGCAGAGCCAACGGCGACAGUCUAUAUCACACAGACACCUCUGCCUCCGGUACCUGCUCCGCAGCCCGAGCCUGCUUCUGAACCUGCCACAACACUGACUACGACAACGACUGAUUCCCUCGCCACCGACACCGCCACCGCUCCCAGCGCCUCCUCUGUCACAUUCGUCAUCCCAGCUUCUCAGACCACUGCCUCUCCCGUCAGCGUGACUGAGGUGCCAGUGCUGCCCGUUGCGCCAUCGAGUGCGAUCAGCCCCCCAUCGCUCACUACCCCGACCAACCCAAAGUCCCAAGGCCCAGUUGCGACGAAACUGCAACCUAUUGUUCCGUCUUCCGUGGAAGAAGUCGCGACAUUUACGCCAACCACGUUUUCGACCCUGGUCAGACCAUCGCAGUCUGGAACCUACGAUGACGGGCAGUGGCACACGAGUUACCCACCGUGGAGCGAAGCAGCGUCCACGACAGGGGCACUUUAUUAA